Molecule: messenger RNA, 1026 nt
Organism: Trichoderma virens Gv29-8
Lineage: Eukaryota; Fungi; Ascomycota; Sordariomycetes; Hypocreales; Hypocreaceae
Exons: 1
Coding region: 1-1026 (341 amino acids)
Source: RefSeq, a predicted model, not a curated record
AUGUCCUACGCGGAACCUGUUAUCAACCCUAAAGAGAAUCCUUUCCGGAAGAUUGGUGCUGGCGCUUGUGGUGCCGUUUUUGCACAAGAGGCGAGGCCCCUGGCUAUCAAAUUAGCCAAGACGGACGAUCAGAUGGCACUCGAGAACGAGUAUCACAAACACGAGUUGAUCGAACAACAAUUCCGCAAAUGGGGCUUUACGGAAGUCAGAAUCCCAGACUGUUUUCUAUUUAUCCCGAGAGAAGACGAAGGCAGCCUACAUUUCAGCCAACGUCCAGAUCUAGUCGCGGCAGCCAAGGCUGUAUGCCAUCUGCCUACCAGCGCCCUAGUCACCCAGAGAAUCGAUCCGUUGUGUAAACGAGCCCGGACUUUGUUGAUCGACAAGUAUUGUCUGCCACGGAUCAAAGAAGCUGCCCAUGGAGAUGCGUCGAACAGAGAUUGCUUAGUGAGAGUAUACCUCGGUUCAUUGGAAGGCAAAGGCGAAAGGCUUUUUUUCUCUUUGCGAAACAUUAAGAUGCAUCUCAACCAAAUGGUAGACCUCCAGUUAUACGUCAACACGAUGGCCAGCAGGAUGGGGGUUGCCAUGGCUCUUAUGCACUGGGCGGCUGAAACAGACGCCCGUGAUGUUGAAUUUGUUCUCGGCAGUCAUCCGGAGAGGGCUGCACCUACCUUGAGGAGCACAGAACUCUGGGUCUUAGACUUUAACCAAGUCCAGUCGAUUACGAUGGAUGAAGUCGGGGUGGCAAAGGCUGUUGAGGCGGUUUGGGUCAAUGACCCAUAUCUUCCAAGGCCUCUCGGGGAUUCUCAAUUUGAAAAACAGGCAUGGAAUGCUUUUGUGAGCAAUUACAUCAUGGCAGCGGACAUUAUCCUGAGAGAAGGCAAGGGACAUUUGCUGAGGUUACCGCGGAUGUUUAUUCGAGGGCUUAUUGAGCGACAUGAAACACAGGGGAGGAUGAAGCAGCAAGCAGAAGAGAAUAGUAAGGAGAAAUAUUCUUCAGUUAAUAUAAGUAUUCGUAUAGCAGACUAA